Molecule: messenger RNA, 1077 nt
Organism: Dendronephthya gigantea
Lineage: Eukaryota; Metazoa; Cnidaria; Anthozoa; Malacalcyonacea; Nephtheidae
Product: NEDD4 family-interacting protein 2-like
Exons: 8
Coding region: 176-844 (222 amino acids)
Biological process (GO): positive regulation of protein ubiquitination; vacuolar transport; metal ion transport
Cellular component (GO): endoplasmic reticulum; Golgi apparatus; perinuclear region of cytoplasm
Molecular function (GO): WW domain binding
Source: RefSeq, a predicted model, not a curated record
CUUUCUCUUUAUAAAUAAAAUUUCGCUUGAACUUGCCUUUGUAGAAUUAUUUUAUAGAUUUUUGUCGUAUUUUACGCUUUUAUUGAAAGCCAUCUACAUCUUAAAAUAAAAAGGCACUGUUUGCUGGUAUUUUUAGUCGGCGAAACAACAGGAAAAGAUCGAGAAAAGCUCUACAAUGGCUGAAAGUGGACGAUACACAAGGUUGACCGACUCAGAAAAUGCUACAGAGUCAGAGCGUGAACCGAUGCUCAACGACAAUGACACAACGCCACCUGUUCCCACCCCGUCGUCCGCACCUCUGCCAACUUCUCCACCUCCCUCUUACUCGUCAAGUACAACGGAACAAGAAUCGCCUUCAGGUAUAAACAGUGUGGAUGAAAUGCCUCCUGCAUACGACAUUGCUGCAAAACUGCCAACAUAUGAAGAAGCUGAAAUGACUAAACACUCCGAUUCGAGAUUCGAACCCGGUGGAGUAAGAGACCCGGACGAAUGUCGAGCUCAACUUGGCACGGAUAGUCUUUUUGCACUAUGUUUUCUUGUUUCCCUCAUUUUCAAUUGGAUUGGUUUCAUUUUUGCCUACUGCGUCACGGACACUGUCGCUGGUCGAUACGGUGCUCUGUCAGGAUUUGGUCUAUCGCUCAUAAAAUGGGUGUUCAUCCUGAAGCAUAGCAAAUGUUGUAAAGAUCUGGCUUUCGAGGAUGCAUGGUUGUGGUGGCUGAUCGCUCUUCUGGGUUGGUUGGUCUUCAUCCGUGGAAUACUUGUUUAUGCCCAGGUGAAGAAGAAUGUACGAGCUGGACACGCGAUCUACAUACCUCGUUAUUGGGGAUUAACCAGAGGGGAGUGAAAAAAGAACAGCAAUUUAGUAUUUCCGUUGACUGCCAUUUCGCCUUGUCAUAGGAAUUACGAAAACCAGCACAGCAGUACGUGUGUACUGCCAUUUACUAUUGUAUAUACAAUUUAGAUCAUAUGAUAUCAACUGCCUACUAGCCUAAUUGUAAUAUUGUAGUCGAAAUUAAAUAAAUGAAAAUAGGGUGUUGCCGGGUGUAAGAUCUGACUUUAGUUAUACUGAAAGUUAUA